This is a messenger RNA of Nicotiana attenuata, 1557 nucleotides long. Its product is annotated as cycloartenol-C-24-methyltransferase-like. Gene Ontology annotation, molecular function: sterol 24-C-methyltransferase activity. The transcript is spliced from 14 exons. Gene Ontology annotation, cellular component: endoplasmic reticulum. Gene Ontology annotation, biological process: sterol biosynthetic process. The record is from RefSeq and is a predicted model, not a curated record. NCBI's taxonomy places the organism in Eukaryota, Viridiplantae, Streptophyta, Magnoliopsida, Solanales, Solanaceae. The coding region runs from base 100 to 1134 and encodes 344 amino acids.
AAGUCAACGGGUCUCUUGCUUAUAUAUUGUGGGAACCCGGGAAAUGAGAAUACUCGUUUCAGCUGAUUUCCCAAUUUUUUUAAUUUUAUUGAACGACAGAUGUCAAAAUCUGGGACAUUUGAUCUGGCUUCUGGGGUUGGUGGCAAGAUUGAGAAGAAAGAAGUACUUUCAGCUUUUGAAAAGUACGAAAAAUAUCAUGCAUGUGAUGGAGAAGCGGAGGAAGAGCGGAAAGCCAACUACAUUGAUAUGGUUAACAAAUAUUAUGAUCUAGCAACAAGCUUUUAUGAGUAUGGUUGGGGUGAAUCUUUCCAUUUUGCUCCCAGAUGGAAAGGGGAAUCACUUCGAGAAAGUAUCAGACGACAUGAACACUUUCUUGCUCUGCAAUUAGGGCUAAAGCAAGGACAAAAGGUUUUGGAUGUUGGAUGUGGAAUUGGUGGCCCUUUAAGAGAAAUUGCCGGAUUUAGCGGUACAUAUGUUACUGGAAUCAACAACAAUGAAUAUCAAGUAACACGAGGAAAAGAACUGAACCGUAUUGCAGGAGUUGACAACACCUGCAAUUAUGUGACGGCCGACUUCAUGAGAAUGCCAUUUGCUGACGACAGUUUUGAUGGAAUUUUUGCCAUAGAAGCUACAUGUCAUGCCCCAGAUGUGUUUGAUUGCUACAAGGAAAUAUUCAGAGUGUUGAAGCCUGGCCAAUACUUUGCUAAUUAUGAAUGGUGUAUCACCGAUUUCUUUGAUCCUAAUAAUGCAAAUCACCGGAGGAUCAAGCGUCAGGUGGAGCUUGGUAAUGGACUUCCUGACAUCAGAUCGAUGGGACAGUGCAUUGAAGCUCUGAAACAUGCAGGUUUUGAGAUUAUUUGGGACAAGGAUAUUGCUAUCGACUCUCCUCUCCCUUGGUAUUUGCCUCUGGACAAAAGUCAUUUCUCCUUAAGCAAUGUACGCGUGACAGUUUUUGGACGCUUUUUCACCAGAAAUAUGGUCAAGAUAUUAGAGCGAGUCGGGCUCGCCCCUGAAGGAAGCCAAAAGGUUCAAGCCAUCCUGGAGCAAGCUGCAGAUGCACUUGUUGAAGGUGGAAAGGAAGGCAUUUUCACUCCAAUGUAUUUCUUCUUGGCAAGGAAGCCUUCUGCCAACUGAUCUCUUAAGCUAAUUCUUCCUCAAUACAGUAAAGAUUACAUAUAUAAUGUCCAUUGAAUUGGAAUAUUUUGAGUCUGUGAACUGGCUUUUCAAUUUGCUUUUAUUUUUUCACCCCUUUAUCUCGGUUUUUCUCACUUUUUUGGACGGGUGGAGGAGGGUUGGCACGGGACAGUCAAUAAACAAAAAGAAAUGGAAGUAAAGAUCCUUGAGGAAGCAAGAUCAGUCAUAUGACAGAUCAUAUAGAGUAUAUAUUUUUUUCUUUCUGGGUUUGAGAACACGAGCUGCUUUUGAGUUUUUAAUUAAGAAUGCUGGAGUUCCACGAGUGUAUGGAAUUAUGGAUGACAACAAAGAACGACUUGUGUUUGCUUGUAUUUCAGGGGAUAGAAGUUAUUUUCUUGCAUGUGAACGAUCUGAUCAGACGGA